This is a messenger RNA of Malaya genurostris, 10024 nucleotides long. It is a transcript of the gene wge, whose product is annotated as protein winged eye. The record is from RefSeq and is a predicted model, not a curated record. Bases 1998 to 8510 code for a protein of 2170 amino acids. Gene Ontology annotation, molecular function: chromatin binding. The transcript is spliced from 16 exons. NCBI's taxonomy places the organism in Eukaryota, Metazoa, Arthropoda, Insecta, Diptera, Culicidae.
GACAGGCAGUUGUUCUUCAGCUUUCGUUCGGUCGAGACGUUUUCACGGGGUUUUUGCGUGUGCUUUUCUGUUCCAAUCUACUCUGUAUAUGGGAACAUUAGAGGUUCUUCUUGUUUUUUUCCCAGUGGUGGUUGAGUACAGCAAAAGAAGAAAAAAUAGGUGGAAGAGAACCAUUCAUCAGUUCGUGCUUUUGUAAGCGAACGAGAAAUCGAGGGAAACAGGACCAACUCCGGGGAGGAAAGUGAUGUUUUGUGCAAUCUUCCCUCCGGUGCCGUUUUUCUGCUGUAACAAAAGGAUUAAUGAAUUUCGCUCCGAGAACAGAGUCGUGAAUUCCGAUAAUCAUUAAUCUCGGACGAACCUACACGGAGUGAACUCUGUGAGGUGUGCAGUGGCAAGCCGGACGCAUUCAACGGAUUACUGUGUGAAAGUGGUUGGAUUUUUUUUUUUGUUUCUUCGGUUUGUAGUUGUUGCUCAACAAAACUGUGCUACGAAAGUGCAGUUGAUUCGUUGAGAAGUGUUUUGCAAAAAGCGCCAAAAUAAAGCUGCAGCUGGCUGACAACAGGCGGAACUUUUCGUCAGCAGUUUCUGGAAUUCUCGGUCGAAAACGGAAAACUAAUCGACCCGGAUUGGCUACAGGAUACGACGAGGAGCGAUGAAAGGCUGGGGCCUAACGAAGCAACCGACACCGAACGAGCAGUACCGUGCAUACCAACAAGGUGGGAGUGUGCCAUCGUCGUGGAAAUAAAACCCCCCGUUCGAACCUAGAACAUAAAACAAAACAAAAACUGGUAGCAGGUCCCCCCUCAGUACCGGGCAGGACUUGGCCUUAGUUUUAGGUCUACGGCACAAUACGUGGCAUAAAGCACCGACAAUGAUUGAUAUCUGAUGCACGAAUUCAAAUACUGAGCGUUCUGGAAAAUCAACCAACCACGGUACAGGCAACGGCGCGUUGGUGUACCCCCCGGGCGCGACAACAAUACGGCGAGGCGAAAAACAGUCCAGCGAACGGAGCCAAGAAAUCCUAAAUUAGCGCGCACGAAGAAGAAACACAGGGGACAGGGCAGACGAAAACAGCAUAAUGAGGGAGUGAGACCUUGCAGGGAGUAAUCAGUGAAUUUUGAGUGCGCUGAAAGUAUAGUUUGCCAACUAGUUGUUAAAGUUGAUAUUGGAAGAAAAGAAUCUGUUCCCGGUUGUGGUGGUAGUGCGAUGAGCGAAUACUACCGUGCAUGAGUGUGUGCGUAUGUGAUUGGUUUCUGCUUUUUGUUUUUUUUUUCUGUUGGUUUCGAUAGUUGGUCCAUCCAGCGUGAGAAGGGAGAAAGCGAUUGUCCUGGAACCAUCCGCGAGUAGAAACAGAAGAUAGGUGUUCCGCGCUGAGAUUCGAACCGUAGGGUAAUAAAAAUUGCAUAAAUCCAAGCGCGUCCGAAAGUGGUGAUAUAAAUCAAAUCGGUUCGUCCCAGGAAAGAGAUAGGAAUAAAAAGGAUAACAAGCAAAACGAAGAAGUAAGUGGUUGCGGUAGUGCCGAGAGAGUGAAAGAAGUAAAAGCAACAAAAAAAAAAAAGAAUCGUAAAAACGAGGAUAUAUAAAAUUGAUAUUUAUUGUCACUGUCCAUCGCUGUUGAACGGCAGGAAUACCGAGAAACCGGGGAAGAUAUCUGCUCUGGAGAGCACUUGAGAAGAGAGGGAUAUAAAGUACACUCACAUAUAUAUAUACACAUACAAACAAAUACACAGCUUGACCAACAACUUCUGCCAGAGUGGGUAGUUAAUCUGGCCGGUGUUUAGUGAAGUGACGAAGUGUUUGAAUAAAAUAUAUUUUUCUUACCGGCGAGUUUGAGUUGCUGAGUUGUGGGCGCUUUAGGGGAAAGAACCUCCCAUAGUGGUGCGGGAACCAGAGCAAGUAUUAGCAGCCGAACUGUCUCCCAGUAUGAUCGGAUAUAUUAGCACUGCUGACAUCGAUAGCAAUCUACAACCCAAUAAAGACGUGUGCCGUGCCAAGGCAUGUUGGGGCCCACCGCCAAUGGUCGUUUAAUGGGACCUGCUGGCAUCGGUUCGUCCGCAUCGACAUCAGUGUCACAUCAUCGGAAUCUAUGGCCACCGGCAGCGAGUCGUUCGUUCGAGUUCCAGCCCAAUGGCGAAGUGACAGAAUCGUUGUUCGCAGCAGGCGGGUAUAAUACUCCACCGGCUAGUUCACCUUUCCUGCCCUGUUCACCGCUGGAACUGGUCGCGAAAAACUACCACAGUACCGGCGCUGCUGUCACAUUCAGCCAAGCCAAUAGCAGCAUAUUUGUACAAUCACAGACCGAUUUCAUCAAUGGAACCACGUCGGUUGCCAAAAAGACGGAGACCUGCAUCGGCAGGUGGGAGCACGGCACUCUAGAGCCGCUUCAGAUACAAGUACCUCCAGUACCAUCCGUAACUAACUUAACCAUAAAGACGGAAAAUAUUAGUUCCGGCAGUCAGAUAACUUACCAUAGCAAUAAUCUUACUAAUCAUAACAGUAGUAGCAAUAAAUCAGACGGAUUAGAUCAGCGCCACCAUUAUCAACAUCACACCGUUCCGAACCACCCAAGACCACCCCAAACUCAUAUAACUGGUACUUCUGCUCGCACCACGUUCCUGCGGCUGUCGGAACACCAUCGCCAUCGCCGUCCGGUAGACAACGACGCAGCAGCAACGACGCUCGAUCUGGUGCUAACGCCAGCGACGACAACGACGAACACGGUCACAACCGCAACAGUAGCACCGUCCUGUCUGUCAUCGCCGUCCUUUGCACUGAGCACCAUCAAUCAGACCCUCGUCGGUCGAACCGAUCAUCAACGCGCUAACCAGCGCCCAUCUGACUGCAGUGUUAUCGUAACGCCGCGCAGUAAUCGCCAAUACCAACAACAACAACAACAACAUUCUCUGUCCACCGGUCGCUGGGGAUCCCAACCCAACUCUACGGCAAGCGAACCAUCGACGCAGUCGCGCAGCUUCGGUUUAACUCAUCCGCGGAACACCCCCGACUCGGCAUGUCCGGCCAUUCACAUUAAACGUGAACCGUGCCAAGUGUCCGAAGUAACCACAUCGAACAAUUUCGAAACCAGCACAACGGCACUGACGGCCGUUGUGAAGAUCGAAGCUCAAUCACCGAAGGCAUUGGCCUGCCCGUCCAGUUGCGGCAUCGGUGGGAACACGAUGGACCAUAUCGGAAUCACCAGCACGCAGAACAAUGCGGCCGCCGCCACGAUCCCGGUCGGCAUCGCCGUCGCCCGCCAGCGGUUACAAGAUUCGACCGCUGCCCAAGCUUCGCAGCUUCACCAAACCAAAGAACUGAACCGGUUCGGAAUCGGAAUCGCUGCCACCGCACCAGCAGCAGCUACCGGAUCCACCGCUGAUUUAGGCUGCACCACACCGAGUCUGAGCCAGAACAUGUUUUUCACAGGAACCAACUCCACCAUGAUACCCCUCUCGUCGGAGGCGGUGACGAUGGGCGUGACUAACGCCGCUGCAGCCGCCGUCCAGAAUGCCGUUAGAACACCACCCGCCCUGUGGCAAUAUCCCGCCGGCUGCCAUCAGCAGCAACAACAGCAGCAGCAUCAGCAACAGCUCCAGCAGCACCAGCUUCAUCAGCUCCAGCAACCACCGCUACCACAUUUGGCUCUGAUGGAUCCGACAGGUUCGGAGAAAAAACUACUCGGUUAUCUGGUGCUCGAUCAGCUCGUUUCCUCCUCCUCCUCCGCCGCCGCCACCGCCGCAUCCGAGCAGGACCAUUGCACACCGAAGAAAGCUCCGCUCCCCAUGGAAUCGAUGCUCCCGAUGCCGCCGAUUCCUCCGGUAGGAUUUCAACUGGUGCGGGAUCCUGGCACCGGGCAAAUUCUGUUCCUACCGACAACGACAGCGAUCGCCAAUCCAUCCAACUUUCUAGAUAAAAUCUAUAUUUCUUGUGUAGAACCAUUCCAACAGACGGUGGUGUGGCCAUCGUAUCCGCAGACAACGGCCGCAAUACAGCCGCCGCAUCUGUUGCUGCCGCAGAUAACGCAGCAGCAGCUGCAGCCACCACCGCUGGCACCACUGCAGAUGCUGAGCUCCGACUAUCUGGCAACUGCCAGCAGUACCACACUGCACCAGGUUAGUGACGACUGCACCACCGACAAAGGUCCGACGUCCAAACUGAACGUUCUAUUUCCGAUUCAGCAACAGCACACCCAAACACACCACAGUACCAGAUAUGUGGCACUGACCUCCGAUAGUGGCAAACGGUCCACCGGAACGAACAACAAGCAAUCGAUUGGUAGCCUGCAGGCAUCGUGCAAUCCACCGAUCCCGAUGCCAAUCCCGUCACAUACCUUCAUCAAAAUAGAGGACUGCGGUGCCGGUGCUACGGCGGCCAGCGUCAACCACAACAACAACACUCACAUUUUCCACGAACCGGAGAAAACCAUCCAGACGGCAACGAUCGCCACUUCACCGGACAUUGCCCCACAACUGCUGUUCCAGCAGGGCAACCUCAUCCAGAUAGCGCCAUCUACCAAGACCGGCACAACGAUGAUUGAACACCCGGCGUUACUGCCGGCCAUGACUACGGCAAGUCCAAUCACUCCUCCACCCUCGACGGUAUCGGCAGCCAUAGCACCAAGUCCCCACCAGCCGGAGCUUCCGAUGACCACUUGUCUGACACCUCCCCCGGAUCAGUCCAUUUCCCAGGCAGAUGAAGCGGAAACUUCGUCCUGCUGUGCCGCUCCGGAGGUGCAGGAUGCCAACAUUCAAACCGACACUCCUGUGAUGAGCGAAGAUGACAACACCGUUGGAGAGGACGAUGUACCGCACCAGCAAGAUGCGUCGACACUAACCGUGUCGGUUAACAACACGGAAGAAUCGUCGAACUUCCAGGAGCUGUUCGUAUCACCAACAACAGCUCCGGCCGUGGCAAGCACAACGCUGUCAACAUCCACUGCGGAAUUGCUGUGUCACAGCAUUAUCAACAGUAGUGGUGAUUCCGCUAUCGAACCGGACAUGUCAUCGGUCACCAGUCUAAACUUCAGCUCUACUAGCAGUACGCAUUGCGAUCAAGUCGAAACCGAACCUGAAAGUAGUGCAGCCCACACUACGGUGGCCAUUCCGGCACCAGUAGAAGCUCAUCCACAGAGCCUAACCGUGAAUGCGACAUUGAGUGGUCUACGAAUACCGAAGCAAGAAGUGCUAUCACCUGUGGAAACUCCGGCAGUUUCUCAAGACGAACAAGAAACACCCUUUCCGGAGCAUGGCUCUAUCCAGCAGCAGCAGCAACAGGAACAUCCGGUUGAUCUGAGUGGACUUGAACUGCUGUCCCGCAGUAUAGAAGUGUUCCAGAAAAAAGCUUCCAUGAUUAAAAAAGAGCCCAUUUCUCCGCAGCUACCCCCAGAACCUAUGCAGCUUCCUUGUGAGCCAAUCGUCCCGGAACAAGGCCAGUCCGUUGUUCCAGAGCCUCCAGUAGAAAGCCCAACCAUUCCACCGCCGGUUUCGGUAGCAAGUGCUUUCAUUGGUGGUGGUGACGAACAGAUGGUUGGCUUGAACCUUCUCUGUGCUCUGGCCGAACAACGUUUCCAGGAAGAGGGUAUGUUCAAAAAAGACUCUCCUUCGAUAUCUCCGGUGACGUGUGACAAAGUCGACACCAGCGGUUCGUCACCUCCUCAGCCACCGGCUGACGUAGUGCCGUCUCGCAAACGUAAACACAAACAUUCCAAAGACUCCAAGAAGUCGAGCAAAAAAUCAAAACACGAUCGAGAACAGAGAAGGGAACGCAAACGGAAACACAGUUCGGACGCGAACGACGAUGACGACGUCGAUGGUGUGCUCAAGGAGAGCUUUUCGCGGGUACGAGCAAAGCUGGAGAAGUGCAACUGUAAAGAUGCGGACGAGAAGGAUCAUCGCUGCUGCCGGACCGGCUGGCCAUCCGCUAACGAAUUGUUCAGUGUGAUCGAGUCCGAUAUGAAGGAGAGGCUAGUUAGCAUCACGAGACAGUGUGAAGAAAAGAAACGUGAGCUAGAACAGAUGGGUACGGCGUCGGUAGCGAAAGUCAAACCACUCACGGCCAUGGUACGAAUACCGGAUAUCGGAAAAUCCUUCUUCGGAGGAUUCAGCGGUACUAGUGGUCUACUGAAUGGAAGCAUCGGAGCCAGCAGCAGUAGCUGCAUUGGAGGCCAAAUUUCGACGAUCACAUCUCCAAAACUAAGCACAAUACCGGCUUUGUCACCUAGUUUUUCGUCGUCUUCGAAUUCGACGUUCGUUGAGCUGCCGAAGCUAAGUUCCGAUACGGAUUCCGGGAAGCAGGACGAUGUGGACUCUGGUUCGACGGAGCGUUUGUCCGGUUCCAAGCGAAAAGGUGGUGUCCCCAAGAAGCACGACGAACUCGCGCUGACGGAAACGAUUGUGGCCAAGAAACCGAAAAGUUUGGUCGGGUACAUUCUGGCAUCGAAGAACCGACAGGGUGACACCAUCGUAAAGGAAACGGGACACAAUAAAUCGUCUUCGCAUCAUCACCAUCGGCACCAUCAGCACGCGGUAGGCGGAACCGGUAGCACCAAACCGGACGAAGCGAAACCGAAGAAAUCGCCGAUACACGCAUCAAAGUUCGAAAGUACAACCAGCGACGACGCCAGUAACCUUUCGGACAGUUCCAACAAACCGCAGAUCAAAAUCAAGUCACCGGCUUUCAGUUUUGAAGACGAAAACAGCAAACCGUCGGAUGCAGCGUUUUCGAUUUUCGGUGGCAAACCAUCAAUUUUCGAUAAAAUCAAGACAUCGCCGGCGAGCGUUACGAGUUCGCUGAAAAUGUCUCCGGUUCAAGCUGUGAUCGUACCGAUGAAGCAUCACACGAAACACAAGAAAUCCCGCAGUAAGGAACGCAAACGUCGCAGUUCCGAAAAGAAACGGAUCGACCAGAAGUGCUUACUAAACAGCGAUCAUCUAGGCAAGGAGAGAACUCGAGUGCUGACCGCCAUGGGUGGACUGUUCUACGCCGGGUGCUUGAGUGCCGUUCAGCCGCCGGAUAUCUAUGCGGUAACGUUGGAUGGUGAGCGAGGAAACCGUCCACACAUCAUGUCCCGUGAGGAGGUGCUGCGUGAUGCGAUUCUCGAGGUUGCUCCGAAAUCGGUUGAUGAGAUCAUCCCAGGAACGCGAGUUUGCGCCUACUGGAGUCAGCAGUACCGUUGUCUAUACCCCGGAGUGGCGGCCGAGCCAACCUCGCCCGAUCCGGAAAAACGAUACGUCAACGUUGAAUUCGAUGAUGGUGACAACGGUCGGAUUGCGUUGGAAGACAUUCGAUUUCUAUUGAGCGACUACCCAAUCGUCGAAUACGAUCCAAAUCCUCUUCUAUCGUUAGGCAAGAGAAAGCGCCAACCGAGUGUGUCUGAAAUGGGUACUGCUGGCAGUACCACAACCAUUGGGGUCACAAUAGCUCCGGUGGCUGCUACGAGUACGACGAUAACAGCCAACUGCUUCGCGAUGGUUAGUGAACGCACGGAUAAACGCGUCCACAGUGACGCCGAUCGGGAGGAACGCAGGAGACUGAAGAAGAUCCGUAAGGAUAAACUACGGCGAUUGGCGGCUAACAAUGCGGAAAUGUCUUCCCACAAGCACAAGAAAAAAUCCAAAUGCAACGACGAGUACUGCAAACAUCGGAAGCACAAGAAGCGAAGAAAGCACAAGAAACAUCACCGGGAAAAUCACGUACCGUCCUCACCAGAUGCUGCUGCUGCUGGAUCAAUGGAUGAUGACAUCUCGCAGGGGGACAGUGCGUCCCAGGCAGCGGAACCCUUCAGUCCAGCUUCUGCGGAAGCCUCCCUACCGGAGGAGAAGGUUGACGAACUGGAAGCCUUCAAUCCGAAUCUGAAGGAGGAUACCAUGACAGAAGAGGAAGCCAGUUCCUCCAUAACGGAGAGCUCCGGAUCGUAUUAUCAACCGAAAAAAUCACUGGAAAAGUUAGAAAAAAGGCAAUCAACGGAAAAUAACAGUAAAAUCGCAGCAUUCCUUCCAGCACGACAACUUUGGGCCUGGUGCGGCAAGGGCUAUCGAAGGUCGACGGGCCGGGUCAAGAAACAGUUCUAUAAAUCGAUUCAGCGUGGCAAGGAAACGAUUUCGGUUGGUGACAGCGCUGUAUUCCUCUCCACGGGCCGGCCAGACAGGCCAUAUAUCGGACAUAUCGAAUCCAUGUGGGAAACGUCUACUAACAACAUGGUGGUGCGUGUUAAAUGGUUCUACCAUCCCGAGGAAACAGAAGGCUGUCCAAACCUCAAGUAUCCGGGAGCUCUCUUCCAAUCUCCGCACGAGGAUGAGAACGAUGUUCAAACCAUUUCGCAUAAAUGUGAGGUGCUUUCGUUAAGUGAGUACACCGCCAAAUUCGGAUCGGAUCCCAAGCAGUACAGUGCCAUCUAUGACAACAAUGACACGUACUAUCUGGCUGGUUACUACGAUCCGACCGUGAUUACGAUCAAGAUGCAAUCGAAUAUCGAAGUCCUGCCAGGUGAUGAAAAAUGGGUUAAAACCAACUAGGGAAUCGUCCUCCAGCAGAGCUGUAAAUUAGACUGUUAGUGAUUUUAUUGUGAUGCAAUUUUAGAAUGUGCAAUUUUUGGUGAAUAUUUUGCAAUAUUCAAACAGCAGUGACAACAUCCAGGAUUGUUGGAAGAAUCUAUCGCCCUAGAUGGAUUGAGUUGUUUAAAACAAUUCCAAGACUUAAAAUUGUCGUAGAAAUAGAAUCGAGCGGUUCUUAAAAAGAACGGUAUGAGUUGCUAGAUCAUUUCAUUUGAAUCGUAUAGUUGCACUUUAAGAAAGUGUGAACUAUUAUUCUAGUUAAAUAUUCGUAACUAUUGUAAAUAAAUGAAUAAGUUUAAGGAUUGAGUGAACAAAAUUUAUGUUUUGUAUAUGUGUACAUAAUUCCAAACAUAAAAUAACGGCAGUCUUAUUGUCAGAAAUUAUAGUUAUGUAAUAAAUCAAUAUCAAGCAAAUAAAUAGUGGUAAUAUAUUUUUCUACCUGUUGAGAUUUUAAUGCCUAACGAAGAAAAGACAAAAAAUACCACACCAGUCAAAGAGCUUUUGGAACGAAAUUCGAAAUACCUCUGCUAUACAUUAUGUUAUAAUCGAUCAAAGAACAAAAAUCGUAACGAAAAGAUAAAUAUUUUGGAAUGAUAUUUAAAGUAACACAUGAACAAAUUGAAUGAAAUCAUAAAAAAACAUUUUUUCCUCAUCUGGAAUUUUUUGGCAAAUUGUUCCUUUAAUGUACAGCAGGGGUGAACGACAAAAUUCAAUGUGAAAUGACAGUGAAUGUUUAGUAUGUACUUGGAAGAUUUUACGUCAUAUUCAAAUAAAUUUUCAACUUGAUCUCUUUACAGUUAAUUGGUACAAUGAAAUCUGUUUCAAUCAUAGUAUUAUAAAAUAAAACGUUGAAUUAGAUAUUAGACUCAGUGUACUCUAACAAUAGAAUGGAAUAAUUUAUUCAACUUGCAGCAAUUGAACAUUAAUAAAGCGAGCAAUAGUGUACCACCAACAAUGCAUUGAUAAACUUGUGCAACUCAAGCAACUGUCUUACAAAUUGUUACUAUGCAAGUAGGAUACCAUGAUAAAGAUAAUCAACAGCGACAAAUGCAACCCAGUGGCAAAAUUAUAUAAUUAUACUUUAAGUAACUGUUCAUGUUUUUGUAUAUAUAGCACUUAAAUUGGUGUAACUAAUCGAAACGAAAAUAAGAACGAGCUUCUGCUAUGCUAAAAGUUUAGCCUACAUUGUGUUUAUCACACUUUGUUCUGUACAUGUUGAGUUGAUUAUACUUUUUAACACUCAGUUAACUUGGAAAAAUGUAAACCGAUACUAAUGUCAUGCCAUAAACGGUACUGGCUAUACUCAAACAAAACUAAGGGAUUGAGAAAUGAAAAAGUUAGGGGUACCAGCCCAUUGAACUGAGAAGAAAUUGGAUAACUAAGCAUCUUUUCAUUGGCCGAACUCUAAACUAGGUUUUAGGUGUAUGUAUUUUACAAUUAUGUAAAAUAAAUAAUCGUUUGUCUUGAAAAUCUGA